Messenger RNA from Impatiens glandulifera, 435 nucleotides. Its product is annotated as LOB domain-containing protein 23-like. The record is from RefSeq and is a predicted model, not a curated record. The coding region runs from base 1 to 435 and encodes 144 amino acids. NCBI's taxonomy places the organism in Eukaryota, Viridiplantae, Streptophyta, Magnoliopsida, Ericales, Balsaminaceae. The transcript is spliced from 2 exons.
AUGUUGAAAUCCACUAGAUGUGCAUCUUGCAAAUCUUUGAGGAAAAGAUGCUCUAAAGAUUGCAUCUUUGCUCCAUAUUUCCCUGGAAAUAAUCCAAAAAGAUUUGAUUGUGCUCAUAAGAUCUAUGGAGCAAACAAUAUUUCCAGAGCCUUGCAGGAUCUUCCCAUUCAUGCAAGAGCAAUGGCUGCAGACUGCAUGGUUCUUGAAGCAAGUUGGAGAAUAACUGACCCUGUUUAUGGAUGCAUUGGGCUCAUAACCCAAUUGCAAGAUCAAUUCAUUAAGACCCAGAAUGAGCUAACCCAAAUUCAAGCCCUCUUAGCACUUCACUGGGCCCAGAUUCAUGAAAAUGUACUAAUUCCAUUUGAAAAUAAUACUCAAGUGGUUGAACUAGAACCAUCUUGGGUAAAUUGUAAUGGGUUUGUAGUAGAUCAAUAA